GCCCAUCUGUGCAAACAUAGACGAUCUUUGACAGUGACCGUGGAUAAGGUAAACUACAGAGAACUAGCUUCUGGAAAAUAGUUACUAAAAUAUGGCGAGAGGUUUCUUAACGUCACUUGUUGGAGAGUCCGUGGUUGAAUCGUGUAUUUUCUGUUUGAUUGCCAACGAGCAAGACGAAGAAACGGAAAUUCUUGCAAAGAACCGGGACAUGGUGUGUUUCAGGGACAUUGAUCCAGCUGCUCCUCACCACUACCUGGUCAUACCCAGAAAACACAUACACAGCUGCUCCUCUCUGCACAGAAAACACAUCGACCUCGUUGAAAGAAUGGCUGAAAUGGGGAAAGCUGUGCUGCAUGACCAAGGGUUCGCAGAUAUGAAUGACAUAAGCAUGGGAUUCCACCUGCCACCCUUCAUUUCAGUAAACCACCUCCACCUCCACGUGCUCGCCCCCAGCAGCCAAAUCUCACGGUCCAUGAUUUUCAAAUUCACACCACGGACCGAGAGUUUUAUUUUAGAACAACGUGUACGGGAGCAACUGAAGAAUAUUUCUCCAAUGCACCACUUCACUACACAGCUUAGAAGCAAAAAAAGCAAACAUUUAUUUGAAUGAAGUCCUUUUUUAUGAUCAGUGAUAGGACUGACUUGGUACAACACAAUGAUGCACUGUAUGGUUGUUGAAAUAUGCUGGCUCUGAAAAUCACUUUACUUAUACAAAAUACUUUUUUAACUACCUGCCUUCAUGUUUUAAUGUGUGUCAGCAUGUUUACAGAAUCCAGUCUGUAUGUACUGUGUUUGCGUGUAAUUAACUGAGUUGAUGUAGGUAUUUUUAGCCGUUCAAGGAAAAGUUGCAGCCAGUAUCAGUGAAUGAAUCUUUGUAUUAGGGCUGCAACUAACAAUUAUUCUCAUAAUCGAUCCAUCUGUCAAUUAUUUCCUCAAAUAAUCAAGUACUUCCAUGAAAUUCCAAAACAAUGAUGAAAAAUGUUGAUCUGUGUUUCCCAAACCUGGAAAUGAUGAUAUUCUCUAAUGCCUUGUUUUGCCUAUAAACCGAAAUGAUUCACUUUUAA
Messenger RNA from Solea senegalensis (Senegalese sole), 1064 nucleotides. Its product is annotated as histidine triad nucleotide-binding protein 3-like. The transcript has 5 exons. The coding region runs from base 92 to 610 and encodes 172 amino acids. The record is from RefSeq and is a predicted model, not a curated record. Gene Ontology annotation, molecular function: catalytic activity. Lineage: Eukaryota; Metazoa; Chordata; Actinopteri; Pleuronectiformes; Soleidae.